AUGGCAAACCAAACCAAUCAAUCAUUGAAAAGUAAUAAUCCUUCGUCAGUGCCUCCGCCACCACCUUCAACGACCACGUCCACGGCGGCCGCCACAACCAUGACCAAAGAUUCCCGCUCCCAUCGAUCGUCACUGUACGAUCGAUCGCAUCCGGUUGCGUCACGGCCAGCAUCAUUGCCGACGGUCUCAGCGUACUCAGCCCCAUUGCCGGGCACCGCCAUGAGUUCGCGACCUUCGCGAAGUGUCACACGCCCGGUGGGUGUGGGAUCGAACCCGUUCGCCUCCCAGACGGCGGGUAUGCGCGUGUUCAAGAAGUGCAAAAGCGCCACGUUUCAGAUCGAUGGACACACCUACACCAUAGUCGCUAGCUCACCAGAGAAUAAGUUUACCAAAGAUGAUAUAACGCUCGCCGGUGCUGGCCCGGGGCGCGAACAGUUGCCCUGCUGCGAUCCGGCCACGUGUCCAGGCCCAGGUCCCACAACCAGCUACGGAGCGUGCGGAUCUACCGCACCAAUCGGAUCGGUACCGCCGGCCGGUAUCACGUCGGGUGCAACGGGCAGCGGCGUCAGUGGUUCCGCAUUGUCGCAAAACCACCAGCAGCAACAAUCAUCAUCAUCAUCAACUCAGCAGCAACAGCAACAACAGCAGUCCUCUGGCAGCUGCUAUCCGUAUCAUCAUCACUUUCAUCACCACCACCAUCACCAUCAUUGCCAUCAGCUAGUGCGAGCGGAUUGUCACUCACGGAACGGACAGAUAGCAAAACAGGGUAGCCUUACGAUCGUUCGGCGAACCAAUAGCAGAAAAAAUACCAACGUCCAGCAGCAGCUCCAGUAUCAGGAAGCGUUGGACGAGUCGGAGUACCAGCCGCCAUACGGUAACGACUCUGGUGCCGAGGGUAGUGGUGGUGGCAGAGGUGGAGGGGGAAGUGGUGGUGGCGGUGGCGGUUCGGAGGCCGAAGGGUACGGUCAGCAGUAUCCGCCCCUGUCCGAGUCGGAACUCGCCUUCGUCAACAGCCAGCUAAGUCGGGAGCUCGAGAGCAUGCAACCGACGUCCGGGACCGUUAGUGUCGUCGCGAACCGUACCGAAUCGACGACCGGGGAUGAGCUGGACAAUGUGGACCUAGCGACGGACAACCUGCCGGCUGUCGAUACACCAGAUGCAUGUGAUAAGGCCGCAGUCAGACUACGAUGUCUGCUGCGGCAACUGCAGCGCGGCGAAAUUUCCGCCGAGCUGCUGCAGAAAAACCUUCAUUACGCCGCGCGCGUACUUGAAGCCGUUUUUAUCGACGAGACAAAUCAGGAUGGUGGUACCGGAGGAGGCAGCGGUGGUGGUGGUGGUGGUGGUGGUGGCCCGGGUGCUAACAACGCUGGUGGCGGUAGUGGUAGUGGUACAGACGGCACCAGCAAUACACCGAAUGUCAACGCGAGCAGCAAGGAGCCGCACCGGGGGUCAACAACGUCCGCUCCGCCAACGCACGGUGGUCCCACGGGGCCACCGGUCAACAAAGGUGUCAUACAGAGGCGUCGCUUACGGGCUCCAGUGUGGGCUCGGUCCAUGCGCCUGGCGGAUGAAGACGAUGAACUGUCGGAGGUGCAGCCGGACGCGGUACCACCGGAGGUGCGGGAAUGGUUGGCGUCCACCUUCACCCGGCAGCUCGCAACGACGCGGAAGAAGUCGGACGAGAAGCCCAAGUUCCGCUCGGUGGCGCACGCCAUCCGGGCCGGCAUCUUUGUCGAUCGGAUCUAUCGGCGCGUUUCCAGCACCGCUCUGAUGCAAUUUCCGCCCGAAGUCGUACGCGUGCUAAAGACUCUUGACGAUUGGUCAUUCGAUGUGUUUGCGUUGGCCGAGGCCGGUAACUGUCAGCCGGUCAAGUAUCUUGGUUACGAUCUGCUGAACCGGUACGGCAUGAUACACAAGUUCAAGGUACCGCCGGCCACACUCGAAACCUUCCUGACGCGCAUCGAGGAAGGCUACUGCCGGUUCCGGAACCCGUACCACAACAACCUGCAUGCAGCCGAUGUCGCACAAACCGUACACCACGUGCUCUGCCAGACCGGCCUGAUGCACUGGCUGACGGAUCUGGAAAUAUUCGCCACGCUGCUGGCAGCGCUUAUCCACGACUACGAGCACACGGGGACAACCAACAACUUCCACGUUAUGUCCGGCUCGGACACGGCCAUGCUGUACAAUGAUCGGGCCGUGCUGGAAAACCACCACAUCAGUGCGGCGUUCCGCGUGCUCAAGGAGGACGACUGCAACGUGCUGCAGAACCUGUCGCGGGACGAGUACCGCGAGCUCCGCACGCUCAUCAUCGAUAUGGUCCUGGCGACCGACAUGUCCUUCCACUUUCAGCAGCUGAAGAACAUGCGCAACCUGCUGACGCUGGCCGAACCGCAGGUGGACAAAUCGAAGGCCCUCUCGCUGGUGCUGCACUGUUGUGAUAUUUCGCACCCGGCCAAACGCUGGGACAUCCAUCACAAGUGGACGAUGCUGCUGCUGGAGGAGUUCUUCCGCCAGGGCGAUCUCGAGCGAGAGCUCGGCCUACCGUUCAGCCCGCUCUGCGACAGAAACAACACGCUCGUGGCCGAAUCGCAGAUCGGUUUUAUCGAAUUUAUCGUCGAGCCGAGCAUGACCGUCUGUGCGGAUAUGCUCGAGAUCGUACUCGCACCGAUCGCACCGAUCACCUGUAACGCAUCGAGCAGUGCCGGUGCGACGGCACCCGGCAGCAGUAGCAGUAGUGGCGGCGGUGGUGCGGCCAACAAUACGUCUAGUAGUAAUAGUAGCAACAAUAAUAAUAAUAAUAACAACAACAACAAUAAUAUUAAUAGUAAUACCAACGUCAACAAUAAUAGUAGCAUUAAAAGUACUACCAAUACUCUUAGCGUACCGAACAACAAUACGAACAACAAUGAAGCAAUAAGUAGUGGAGCGGAGGGCAAGGGUGGCGGUGCCGAGGCGGGCCAGGGUGCCGGUAGCGGGGGCACCACCGCGACGAAGAACGGCAGUGCCGAUCCGAACGAGAAGCCGAACCGCUUCAAAAUACGCAAACCCUGGACGACCUGUCUGGCGGAGAAUAAGAAAAUCUGGAAGGAACAAGCCGUCCGUGAUGCGGAAGCAAGGGCUGCAGCAGCAGCGGCAGAAGCGGCCGCAGCAGCAGCCGCAGCAGAAACUAACGAAUCUUCCGAUGGACAAAUCACGGCUGAUGGUGGCACCGAAGAGCCAAAGCCAGACGAAGCGGACACAACCUAAAGAGGAGCGGAGAAAUCCUGGCGAAUGCGCAUUGAGGCGCAUUACAGUAGCAAGUAUUUUUACGGGAAAGCCACACACACACACUAACCCACAGCAGAGACGCAGAGUGGAGUUGGUAGAGUGGGCCAGAAGGUGACAAGAAUAGAAAACUAUAGUAAAAGAGAGAAAAAAAAACAACCUACAACAAGAUGAUAGUAACUUUAAAACAAACUUUAUUAAGCGUGCAAAGAGAUGCGUAGAGAGGAACGCUAAAAGUAGUGGCUAUACUGAUCGACAGUGUGAUGAUCAGUAAUGAAGCACGCACGCGGUUGGACAAGGUAAAUAAUGGAACAAACAAAGCAGUUGAAUAUUUAUUGGUACUGAAUAAAACAAAAACCCAAAUCACCAUCAGCAUGUUGUGUUAGUAGUACACUUUAGCCAACCACCUGGCAAAUGGGGGCCAGGUUUUCGAGAAGAUCAGUCCUGCAAAUCGCUGAUUACAUUACAAAGCAAACUGUGUGCUCUAGGCCCGGGUUAGGCAAUUGGAUCCGAACACACACUAGCGGCGAUAUGCAAGCAAUCAGAAAUCAGAACAAAACAUAUAUUUACAAAACACUCCCCCGCGCGAAAAAAAACCGCUCUAUUUCUUACAGCUUACAAGAGUUACACAACUUCGGUCGAUCAUCAAGACACGCGCACACAUUGAUUAGUAAUGAUGAAAGAAUCUUAAGGCACGAGCUCACCACAUCCAGUCUCGAUCACCAUUAUUAGCAUAUUCAGAAUACUACUUAGCCUGCUCGUUAGCAGAGCAAAACGCGCGGUAGCAAAAAAAGCACAGAUUUGAUAGAGACAAAAUGACUUCUUCUAGCGCUACCUGACGAGUUGUUAACGAAAGUAAUAAAACCAGCUAUUGCGGAUCAAAACGAAUGCAGAGCAUGGUGUAAAACAUUUACAUUUAUUUGAUCAGAUUCUUUUUUUCUUUUUGCUGCUUAAAAAAACAACCAACUGAUUCUUGACAAUCAGCAAACUGCAAAACAUCGAGUCAGCGUUAGCGAAUUUCUUUACGCUUCUUUUUAAGCAAGAGAUUAAUAAAAACUCUGACCAUUUUUGUUAUCUCAACUUACAUUAAAUACAAUAGGAUGAAACUUUUGCACCCAUAAUUGACAUAAUAGAUCGAUAAUAAUAAUAAUGGCACUGAUUAUUGUAACGUUGCUUCCUUCCGUAUCUUCACCCAAACCCAGCGCUCGGUUUUCCGAAAUGUUUCCACCCAAUAAUAGGCACUCUCACGCGCUUUAAUUAAGUCUGCAAAUUAGUGCUCAAACUGCCAGUCAGUUCUCACUUUUUUCGUAGUUUUUCCAUAACAAAAAGGUUCGCUCCAACACGAAACAUGAGGGACUCACAUUUCCCUCUGCAAGGGGACCUCUCCAGGUUAUUAAUUAUUACCCAUUAAACAGCCACAGUUAAUAAUGAUCUGGAAAUGGGAAGUAAUUGGUUUAAGCAAAGGGGGAGCACGAACACGUAAAAACCUUUAUGCUUUAUGAAAUGGAUGGAUUAAUGCAUGGCUUUAUUGUGUUGCUUUAAAAUCAUGCACUCGUACACAAUUUCACCCAGACGUAUGAAACAAAAGGAUAUUGUUGUUAAAAAGAAGUACUAAAACCCUAGUGGUAUAAUAGAAACCCGUUUAAUGAACAAUUUUUAAUACAAAUUAAGCGAAGUGCGCUAUUUUCGGUAGAAUUUUUUAAAACAUUCUUUUGAUACCACUAUACCAGCAGAUGGAACGCAACCCCGCCACCCACGAUUAAAUCCGAUCUACCAAAAAGCGGUAAAUUGUUUAACAAAACUGAUUGUUUUUAUAUUUUUAACACACAUUUCCAACCAGUAUACAACUUGCCUAUCCGUCACAAUAAAAGUAUAUUUUUUAUAUAAAAUCAAACUAUUAACAAGAAGUAUCCUUUCGGACUUUGGUAUUUUGUAGUAAAAUAGCUUUGUAUCAAAAAAAACAAAACAAAAAACCGUCGUACUGCAGCAGCUCCAUAAUAAUCUUUAGAAAGAGCGAAACGAGGUUGAGUUUGCAGAUAGACAUCAACCUCGGAACACUUAGACAAGAAGCAACUCAUUCACAAAACACAGCAGAAAAGAAACUUCCCCCCAAAUCGAAUUCGAACGGCCUUCUAAUGCUAACUCUAAAACCUGUGUUUGUUAGGAAACGAUUAUCACCUCAGCUUUCACCUAAAAUGAUCCACAACACGGCUAGGAAUACUCAAUAUUCUAGCUACUUAAAUCGUGUACACACCGCCAAUGGUUGGGAUGAAGAUUUAAAUCUGUUAUCGGUUUGGUGCAGAGAGUUUACUCCACAUUGAGAUCUUCGCAGCUAAUACUGCUAACAAAGUAAUGUGCAAAACUAAAGAGAAUUUAUCCACCUAAUUGUUACGAUACCCAGCUGUUAUCCAAUUGUUACUAGGUAGCCAACAAAACUCUUCGACUUACGGUUUUACAACAUUGUUUCACACGUUCCUCUCUUUGCUGAUCUUUAAAAGAAUAUAUGAAACGAAACGAGUUCGGAGGAGAUAGAAGAUGUUCUUAUAUAAAAAAGAAGCACAAAACUGAACACAAAACUGAGAGACAAAGAAAAACAAACGAAAACACAAACACACACGCAAGCAAACAAGAAACGAGGAGAAUAAAAAUAAUUAACGUACGAACUCAUAAUUAUCUACUGUUCAUAAAAAUGAGAUGAAAUAAUUGCAAAUCUUGCAAUCACACACAGGCCAACAAAUACAAACAUACCGAAGCGUAAUCAUGGCAACAUGCUUGAGCUCCUGUGUAAGAUUAGUGCGAUAGACUUAAGCGGAAUUCCUAGCAUGACUCCGAAGGCAUGCUAGAAAUUGGGAAUCUUUCCCGAAUUCAAGAACGUCACUUGUUUUAUUUUUUUUCUUGGUUUGUAUGGUUUGCGAGUUAAUGUAGAAAAAGAACCACUGGUAGAUUAUUCAAACAAAUGUUAUAAAAGUGUUGUUAUCAUUUCGCUGUUGUCCUCCAAGAUGAAGGAUUUUGUUGAUAAUAGUGAUACCCAGAAUUAAACAAAAAAACAAAGAGCCUAUAACCUAAUUUCCUCGGAAAAGAACACGACCAGCAUGGGGGCCUAAAUCAUUUGAACAAUAUUCGUCCGACCAAUGCAAGAUUAGACUUUAGCUGACCUGACCUUUCUUCCUAGACGAACUCCGCGAGACACGCCACAACCUCCGUCAGCAACCUCCCAGUUAAUGAGCAUCAUCCAACACAGGGCCAUGCUGUGAGGUGUCCAUUGCUAGCGAAACUAAACGUAGCACACAUUUGCGUCUGUGAUACACACGAAUCUCUGCUGUCUGCUGUCUGUUGAAUGAAUUUUCGACCGAUCAUCAAGCGACAUCACCACCACCUUAUCAUAUACACCCCGAUGAUCGUUUGAACCGUGUCCGUCUCCCGUUUUUUUUGUUGUUGCGUUUAUUCAAAUAUAAACACAACAUGUCCGCCUGCUGAUUUGUUUACUUUUCUUCUUUUCGUUUUAUGCUAAAUUCGCUUCGCAUUGAAGUUUGUUUUACAUUAAUUCUGUCUGGAUUGACGGUGACGGUGAGGCAACCGGUGCGAGACCUAGACCUCACUAUCAAUCUGCUACAAAAGAAGCAGAUUGUAACACAAGCCACAUAAACGAAAAAAAAACUUCUAAGAAAUCACACUUGUUUGACGAUUACGGCCUACGUACACCCAAGGGGUUUCUAAUCGAAAAUGGCCAGGAAGCGCUUUUGAGAGAAGAUGGUACACCCCAUGGAGAUGAACUGGCGUAUUUAAAUGGAAUUGACACGUAGCCAUUACAUCACAGUUGCGUCCCGUGUGUCGAUCAGUGAGGAUCACUACCACAACUGCUUUUCUGCCCGCGUUAUCAUUCAAACGGU
Molecule: messenger RNA, 7157 nt
Organism: Anopheles moucheti
Lineage: Eukaryota; Metazoa; Arthropoda; Insecta; Diptera; Culicidae
Gene: Pde1c
Product: dual specificity calcium/calmodulin-dependent 3',5'-cyclic nucleotide phosphodiesterase 1
Exons: 8
Coding region: 1-3249 (1082 amino acids)
Biological process (GO): signal transduction
Molecular function (GO): 3',5'-cyclic-AMP phosphodiesterase activity
Source: RefSeq, a predicted model, not a curated record